Molecule: messenger RNA, 495 nt
Organism: Acanthosepion pharaonis
Lineage: Eukaryota; Metazoa; Mollusca; Cephalopoda; Sepiida; Sepiidae
Source: the annotation of a GenBank genome assembly
AUGCAUGAUGUUUCAUAUCUAUCAAUCUAUUACAUUCUAUUAACAUCUAACUAUCUCUCUAUCUAUCUAUCUCAGUCUCUUCUAUCUAUUUAUCGAUAUUCAUUAUAUAAGUGUCUGAUUCAAGUUAUAUCUAUCUAUCUAUCUAUCUAUCUAUCUAUCUAUCUAUCUAUCUAUCUAUCUAUCUAUCUUAAUUAUCCAUCUAUCAUAUCUCCUAGACCACUUCAUUCGCUGCCAAAUGGCCCAGCUGAUAGUGAAGCGGCCUCAUAUAACAGAGAAGGCCAGAGGAACCAUCCUAAUAUCUCUUCUUCUUCUUCUUCUUCUUCUUCUUCUUCUUCUUCUUCUUCUUCUUCUUCGUUUCUUUUUAUUUCUUUUUAUUCCUCUUACCUCUCCGCUUACCUCUCCUUUCUAUUUUCCCUUACACCUUUUCUCAACACUUCCCCCAUUGCAUCUCUUGCCUUCUUUUUUCCUCUCCCUCUCUUUCUAUCCGGCGUUUGA